Messenger RNA from Pararge aegeria (speckled wood butterfly), 9077 nucleotides. It is a transcript of the gene jbug, whose product is annotated as filamin-A. The transcript has 54 exons. Gene Ontology annotation, biological process: actin cytoskeleton organization. Lineage: Eukaryota; Metazoa; Arthropoda; Insecta; Lepidoptera; Nymphalidae. Gene Ontology annotation, molecular function: actin filament binding. The record is from RefSeq and is a predicted model, not a curated record. The coding region runs from base 391 to 9054 and encodes 2887 amino acids.
AUGCCGAGCGAUCAUACGCGAGCGCGACGAACUGUUUAUAAAAAAAAACUCUCGACUCCGAUGCAAAUAAAAGUGUAAACAAAAUGAAAUGACAGAAACAUUCCAGUGGCAUUCACUUAGACUUUAAAUAAUAAGGUAAACAGUGGAUUAUAGUACAUUAAAAAAAAUUCGCGAGUACUUGCUCUGCAAGGGCAUUUGACAAGUCGGUGCAAUUUAUAAACAGUUAUCAUAUAAUUAUUAGUGUUAUAUACGUUUUUUUAAAGUGGCAAUGCUGUAUUUAUCAUUUGCAUCUUUAUGAAUCGAUAAAGAUGAAGAUGUGUCUUAUAAUCAUAGAAGUUAUCGCAAGAAUAGUGAAGUUCUCAUCUGGAAAUUACUGACGAGUACUAAAAAAUGGAGGGCGUUAGAAUAUCGCACCAGGGGUUGAAGGCGCAUACCCCUGAAGGAUCUGCUGGUAGGAUAACCCAAGCAGGUUUAGCAGCGCGUAGUGCAGAAGGCACCGCAGCUAAAGCAAUGGCUAUCAAAGGCCACGAAGAUCUUUGGGUGGAGAUCCAAGCCAACACGUUUCGAAACUGGGUCAACGAGACCCUUAAACCCGUAAAUAUAAAGGUUGUAGAUCUAGUUGAAGAUCUGCGUGACGGUACGGUGUUAUGUGCUUUAGUUGAAGCACUGCAAGGCCGCAGACUGAAGGGUUGGAGUCCCAGCCCCACAAACCAACACCAUAGGCUUGAAAACGUUACCACUGCUCUCCAAGCUAUCGAAGAUGAUGGUGUUAAACUUGUUAAUAUCGGCAACGUGGAUAUUGUAAAUGGAAAUUUGAAACUGAUACUAGGAUUAAUCUGGUCUCUCAUCGUUCGCUACCAGAUUGGCAAGAGCAAAUUCCCACCCAGGAAGCUGAUGUUAUCCUGGCUUCAAGCUGCAAUGCCUGAAUGUCGUGUGGGUAACCUUACAACUGACUGGAAUAGUGGGGUUCUACUAUCCGCACUUCUUGAUUACUGCAAGCCUGGCAUAUUCCCUCACUGGAAGGAACUCAAUCGUCACGAAGCCAUAGAAAACUGUCGAAGAGCAAUGAAACUGGCUCACAGAGAGCUCGACGUGCCCAUGGUCCUGGAGCCCGAGUAUUUAGCUUCCCCCUGGCUAGAUGAACUGUCCGGCAUGACCUACCUUUCUUAUUUCAUGAAACCAGAUUCGACAGGAGUUAAAUCAACUUUAGACUGGGUUAACUCUCGUUUGGAGAGACCUAUCACUAACUUUACGACGGACUGGAAUGAUGGUCGAGUGGCAAAUGAAUUGGUACGGUCUAUGGGAGGUCCAGCACCACAUCCAAGCAAAUUGCGACGGGACCCUGCACGUUGGGAGGAAAACUGUCAGACCGCGAUAGAUGCUGGCAAAAAACUAGGUGUCCAGCCAGUCCUAUCAGCAAAGGAUAUGAGUCAAAGUGACGUGGAACACCUGGGUGUAAUGGCAUGGGCUGCGCAAUUUCGCAACGUUCCCCCCCGGCCACCAGUUCAUGAUAUGCUGCGAGUAGCUCUGGACUCUACCUCAGGAAGAGUUGGAGAACCAACCUUCAUUAAAGUGGAAAGUAUAUCGAACGAAUUAUCGAUGUCCGAUGUCAAAGUUUCAAUAGUUAAUCCAUUAGAACAGGAAUCUAGAUUAAAGUUAGACUCUAAAGGCGCUGGUGAAUUUAUACCGGAACACGCUGGAAUGCAUGAGAUCGUUCUCACAGUUGAAGAUAUCAGGGUAGACGGAAGGUACUUCUUUAGAGUUCUACCCCGAUUGGUGUCGGUGCCGCCACCUGGUAUGGCACCGUGUGCAGCAGGAAGUAUCGUCGAAGUACUAGUCAGCGCCACAGGUGCACCCAGACGUGAAGAUAUUGACGUAACUGCACACUCACCCAGCGGUCGAGCAGUACCGCUAGAACCCAGACAUCCUCCACCUUCAGCCCCAGGCACUACCGCGUCGAGCGCAACCUUCCAACCAGAUGAAGCUGGAGUAUGGACCAUCGCUAUCACUUAUAAAGGAGAGCAUAUUCAGGGUGGUCCUUUUACUUGUGAAGUAUUUGACCCAGCGGGCGUUCGCCUCAGUCAUGGCGCAUUGGAAGGUGCGGAACCCCUAAAACCCCACUCAUUUGAGUUGGACACCAGUGGAUGUGGUGUUAAAGGCGAUCUACAACUAGACAUAGUUCACGACAAAAGAAGUGUCAUGUGCGCCUUAGAAAAAUUAUCAUCAACCAAAUAUCGGGCUACGUUUAUGCCUAAAGCACCAGGGAAACAUAGAUUGUACAUUUAUUUUAACGGUUAUGACGUUCAUGGGUCGCCGCAUGUGUUCAGGGUGGGGUCACGCUCUAAAAAACCCCGCGACAGUUCGAGUCCCGCACCUGCAUUUGCAAGAAUAUCUAGCCCAGUGACGAGAUUAAGAUCGGAAAGUCCACAUAAUAACUACAAUUUGUAUGAUUCAAACACAAAGCACACGAGCUCAAUUGACAGACGCGAGGAGCGUCGGAAUUCAACCGACUAUUACAAGUCCUCAUACGGCCCCGAUAUCAAAGAUAAGACCUACGACGUCACAGACUCAUUUUCUAAUUCGAGGCUUAACAAACGUGAGAAUUAUAUCACAUACGAUGACAGUCCUAGAAAUAGAACAGCAAGUCCAAUAACAUCAAAACAUCUGGGAAACGGGUCGAGGCUCGACUUCGGUCGAUCAAGUAGUCCAUAUAGAGCUGGUAGUCCGUACAGAGCGACCAGUCCUAUCGGGCGAACAAGUCCGUUAACGAGAAAAGACAGCCCUUUGAAUAGAACGGCUAGUCCAAUUAAUCGAGUGAGCAGCCCUACGGAUAGGUAUAGUCCUGUAACAACGACGAAGCGUGUGGUAGAGAAACGCUCAAACUAUAAAGUGUACAGUUCAUACAGCGGCUCCCAGGAUAAUCUUGACCACAGCAGCCCAUUAUCCUCAUUAGAAACGGAUCGGAUCAAACGUUACGGGAGUCCGAGCACAGCAGAUACAGGUGAUCCCGGUGGAAAACCUGGUGGAUAUAAAGCAAAAAAUGAUUCUUGGGAUUCAGUUGAAAAAACUAGGCAGAUGUUUGGUAACAAUAGUUUGGAUUCAUCUGGUGAACGCUUUGGACUAAACACGCUGGACCGCGAAACUCAAAGGAACACACAACUGAACAAGUUCAGCGAUUUCUCGCGCGACUCCUUCAACAAACACCUCGACCGGUUGGUCGAUGAGGCUGAAUCGGAUACUUAUACGAGCCGCCAAGAAAUCACAAAACGCGAAGUGCGAGAAAGUUCGUACGUGGUACGAGACUCCUCUUACAGCAGUGUGGAGGAGAAGCACCAGCAACAACAGCAGUCUUUUUUAUCCAAUAGGCCCCCCCGCGACCCAAUCGGGGGGGCCUUAACUGAGACGGACGCUACACAUGCCCGUUUCAGACCAAUACAAAGGGAUAACAAUAGAGGCGCAAGAGGAAUAGUCAUAAAACCGACUUACAAAGGUGUGGUGGGACAGCCUGUGGAGUUUAUAGUUGACGCGAGCACUGCCGGCCCCGGUCGAUUGGAGCUGGAAGUUUCUGGCGGCAACGGAACUCUAGUUGCCAGUUCGGUCCGACCACUCGGCGGCAACAAGUACAUAGCCGCGUUUACGCCACGCGUGGCCCGACCGCACUCGGUUCGAGUCACGUUUAAUGAUGAACAUGUUUACGGAUCUCCGUGGAAGGUCGAGGUGAUGGCUGGGCCGGCAGGCGGCGGUGGAGGAGAACCCACGAGGCUGAUACCUGCGCGGGUGCCUGCCGUCUUCGAGAUCUCCACCUCGCCAGGCGCACCUACUUUUAGCAAAAAUGAGGUUGGAGUGACUGUUACUGCCCCAUCGAGGAGGCCGGUCACAGCACGAGUGCUGGAUGUGUCGGAGAGGCCUGGUGUGUACCGCAUCGAGUUCACGCCUGAGGAAGUCGGCACUCACCUGAUUGAUGUAUCGAUCGGCGAAGAUAAAUUGGCCGCUGGACCACUAGUCGCCAAAGUUUACGACGCCAGCCUAAUAAAAGUCACGGACGUGGGAAACGCCCUUGUCGGACAGCAAUGCCAGUUCAGAGUGGACGCAAGCGCUGCGGGUGAAGGGCAAUUAGAAAUUUCAAUCAAUGAAGGGGAAGUCCCUAAUCAUGUACAAGUCGUGGGUGGCGGACGCUGUCUUGUAUUUUGGAGACCAGAAACACCAACUCCACAUAGAGUGGACAUUAAAUUCAAUGGUGAACCGGUGCCUUCGUCGCCCUUCAUUUUCCAUGUAGCACCUGCGCAACGUGUGACGAUAGACACUUCGCAAGUUGAACUGAUACCGGUUGGCGAGUUGGCAUCAUGUUCUGUGCGUGUGGAAGGUUCUGGCGGUGGCGAAUUGACUGUCACGGUACGGGGACCAAGGGGCGAAGUUCCAGUGCGCCUUACCGGUGAAGCUCUAACGGGCCUAGUAGCCAGCUUCACACCUAAACACGUUGGCCCACACACACUGACAGCGCAAUAUAACAACCAACCUGUGCCUGGCACACCGUUUGUCUGCAAAGCUUAUGACAGUAAACUAGUCAGUGUUACUGGAGGAUUGUCUGCUCGCAUUGGAGUGCCUGUACAGCUAGCAGUGGACGCAGCUCAAGCGGGAGAAGGAAACCUGGAAAUCACAGUUGCAGCAAGGGGACUAAAUAUACCAACACAAGUUCAUCCACAAGGAAAUGCCAGGUUUACAGUAUCAUUUACACCAACAGAAGCUUGUGAACAUAUAGUUAACGUUUCUUUUAACAAGAUGCGUGUACCAGGAUGUCCUUUAAUAAUAGAUGUAUCUGAGGGUGGUGGAAUUGGUGCAAGAGUCACUUUGCCAGGACCUGUUCCACUACAUCAACCUGCCUCGCUCACAUUACAUCAUUCAGCUGCCACUCUUGACCAGAUUGAGGUUAAUGUUGAAGGUCCCAAUGGAGCGUCGGUGCCGGCGGCAGUAGCGGCCGCGGGUGCGGGCACUUUUCGAGCAGAGUUCGUGCCGCGAGCCGUAGGCGAGCAUCGAUUGAACGUGCUUGUGGACUCCGUACCCAUACCUGCCAGCCCAUUUCAUUUGAAAGUAUACGACGUAACCGCCAUUCGAGUCAAAGAUGUUGCUCACGGCACGGUCGGAAAACCAGUAACUUUUCUAGUGGAAACAAUGGCAGCGGGGCCUGGCAACUUGGAAGUGACUGUCAACGGUGGACGCGUACCAACCGCUGCAGCGGCUCAAGGUGCUCAUACAUACGCCAUCAGCUUCACGCCAAGAGAUCCACGGCCGCAUACUGUUGAGCUGCGAUUCAAUGGAGACCACGUGCCCGGUAGUCCAUUUGUAUGCCACGUGUCUGCGCCUGCGCGAGUCAUAGGAGCGGGAUCCGGGGAAUCCCCGGAUAAGGUGUCUGUUGGAGAUGCGUACACAUUCAGCGUAGAUUCACCCACUUCUCCUCAUGUUGAAGUUUUAGGCCCAGCUAGGAGACCAGUUCCUGUACAGGUAUCUGCUGAAGAAACCGUAGGCGAAAAUGAACCAAGCAAAAGAUACACAAUCUCUUUUGUUCCGGUAGAUGUCGGAGAUCACAGCAUUGAGGUACGGGCUGGAGCAAUGGGUGGUCAUGUGGAAGGCAGUCCGUUCUUAGUGAAAGCCUACAGUGCAUCUCGGGUAUCGGUAACUGAUAUCUCUCCCGGAGUCGUCGGUAGACCUGUGGCCUUUACUAUCAAUGCCUCUCACGCCGGCGCCGGAAACUUAGAAAUAAUCGUGGCUGUGAACGGCAGAAAUGUACCUAAUUAUGUACAGAGCGAAGGAAAUGCUAGAUUUAAGGUUAACUUCAAACCAACGGAAGCAGCUCCUCACACGUUGUCAGUUCGGUUCAAUGGUCACGCUGUACCAGGUUCUCCAUUUACAUGUAUAGUGUCCGCUCCAGCGGCCGCAGCGGAUGCAAGAGCCGCUGGACCUGGCUUAAGUUCAGCUCCAAGAGGAGAACCGGCUGAGAUUCACCUCACUGGCUUUCAUACUGGUGAACCCACAAUAUUCGUCACUGGCCCCGGUGGUAGUAGCGUCCGCACACGAGUGACACCAACAGGGGACGGUCGGUACACCGGAUCUUACACACCCGAAGCAGUUGGAAGGCAUAGUGUUCAAGUGCAAUGUGCUGGGCGACCCGUACCGGGUUCCCCGUUCACUUGUAACGUGUACGACGUGCGACGUGUCAGAGUUACGGGACUUGGAGCUGGCGAACUUGAAGGCACGCUAGAAGGUCUGAGUCUAGAUGAAAGUGCUGACGAAGAGCGUGGAGUAGAAGUUGGCAAGCCGGUUACAUUUAGCGUAGAUGCAGCAGGCGCUGGCGAGGGAACUCUAGAACUAGUGGUUUCAACACCUUCAACUACAGUUAAAGCCGAAGUAGUCGCAGUUGCACGGGGUCUGUACGACGUGACAUUCGUCCCGGUGUCACGCGAGCCACAUCGCGUGUCCGUCACUUUCAAUGAGCAACCCGUACCCGGCAGUCCCUUCGUGUGUCGAGUUAGCGAACCGCACACUUACGUACAAAUAGGAGGUGUAGCCGCAAUAGAAGUGGAUGAAAGUCUAUCCGAUGUGGAAGUAUUGUCACCCAGCGGCAGUCGUAUAUCCGAAGCCAACUUGGAAGACAACGGUCUACUUACGUUUCCUGCUAACCGAGUUGGGCGUUACCUUGUAAAGAGCCCUAGAGGACCUAUCGCCGAAGUUGAAGGACUUGAUGCUUCAGCAGUUAAAGUACUGUCCAUUGGAGACGCGGUGGCGCACAGACCUGCUAUACUCACUGUGAGUACGGCAGGAGCAGGUGCUGGUAGACUGUCAGCUCGAGUUUGGUGUGGCGGAGCAGCCGUUGCCCAUUCAGUGAGAAGACGAGGCGGAGCAAGGAUGGAGCUAGUAUGGCAUCCUUCCCGUGCCGCGACCCACCGACUAGCCUUAUUGUGGAGUGGCGUUCCAAUUUCAAAAGAACCCUUAGUUGUUGAUGUUCUACCGGCACAUCAUGGUCAAGAGGUAGCAGCAUCAGGUUUAGGUCUUUACCAGGCUCAAGUGAGCAAAGUAGCGUCAUUCAGUAUCGACACAUUAGGUCGCCCAGCUAGGGAAUUCGACGUUGUUGUCUCUGGUCCGGGGUCUCGAGCUUUACCCGUCAGAUGCUAUCAGACCAAAUCUGGAUUAUUACAAGCCGAGUUUGCCAUCAAUGAAGUUGGACAAAGCACCAUAGAAGUACUACAUCUAUCAAAACCUGUCACUGGAAGUCCAUUCACGUGUGAAUCUUUUGACCCCCAUAAAGUUAUAUUAUCAGGCUUACCAACUGGGAAUAUUAUCGUGCAAACACCUAUAAAUUUUACAGUUGAUACCAAAGAUGCAGGUCUUGGAGAAUUAGAAGUUGUCUGUGAAGCAAUGGGCGAUAGAAGAGUGCGUUUACCUAUCGAUAUACGGGAAGAUGGGCACACGCAUAAAGUUCGGCUACGACCUUCCGUGCCGGCACAUUACCGUAUUUAUAUAACAUACGGGGGUGCGCCAGUAGUUGGAAGUCCAGUAUCACUAGGCGUGUUAAGCGGUAAAGCAAGCAACGCCGCAAAAUGCUCGGGUACAGGACUUGCACAUGCGCACGUGGGUAAAGAAGCCGCCUUCACAAUUAAUUGUGUUGAAGACACUGCACCCACCGUUCAGGUCGAAAAACUGACAGAUCUUAAGGAAGAUAAUACAGAUUCAGGCCUCCUGGAAUGUCGAGUGGCAGCGGGUGCACCGCGAGAGUGGCUCUGUGCGUACAUACCACUAGUCGUGGGUUUAUACGAAGUUCGUAUAUUCACGACUUCGGGACCUUUGCCAGGCAGCCCAUUCUCUGUUAAAGUAAUAGACACAUCGGCCAUAUUACCCGUAGGUGGGUGGGGAACAGACAAUUCUGGUAGAGUUCGAGCGCCGUCUAAGAUUAUUUUAGACACUAGCAACGCUGGUCCUGGAACGCUUGAGUGCUUAUUAGCCGGAAGACAUCAACGCGUAGAAACAGUAGCGGGCCGAGCCGUAGUUACUCUCACAGCGACAGAAGGUGUCAGUGGGGAACAAGAACUAGAACUUACCUACAACGGGGCUUUAGUCGCUGGAGCACCUAGAAAAGCGUUGGUUGCCUCAGGCAAUACAGCGGAUAGGGUGACGUUGGCUGGACGUGGAUUGGCACACGCGGCGCCACACACGCCCGCUGUGUUCACUAUUGACGGUAGUGCAGCUGGCCCAGGAGCUCCGGAGGCGUCGUUAACAUCACCUGAAGGUGAUUUUAUAGCUGUGGCAUUGACGGCCGCUGGACCGGGUUUAUGGCGGGCGACAUACACACCAAGAAGGCCUGGCGAUCAUCAGCUAAGAGUCACGUGGGCUGGAAGACUCGUUAAAGGUUGUCCACUAACAGUGAAAGUGAUGGCCGGGUCAGAAAGCGGCGAUGCCUCCCGCGUGGUAUGCUCCGGUGCCGGUUUGUCCGGAGGCGUUGUUGGCAGGGAAAUACGCUCAUGGAUAGAUACAAGACGAGCUGGUCCUGGGGAAUUGACUGCUCACUGCAGUGGACCUAAUAAGGUGGCAUAUUGUGAACUGUAUGAGCACGGCGAUGGCACAUUUACACUCAACGUAAAGCCGGCAGAGGCCGGACGGCAUGUUCUAAGCGUGCAGUUCGCCGGUGAACAUGUUCCCGGAUCGCCAUUUGUCCUCAAAGUCGCUGGUGCACCCGAUCCUUCGAAGGUCAGAGUAUACGGUCCAGGCGUGGAGCCAGGUGUACUAGCAACGUUCCAAUCACGAUUCCUCUGUGACACGCGCGGUGCGGGCGCGGGUCAGCUGACAGUGCGAGUGCGUGGACCAAAAGGAGCGUUUAGAGUCGAAAUGCAACGCGAGAACCAGAAGGACCGCACCAUACUUUGCAAGUUUUCUCCCACCGAGCCCGGCGACUACAGAGUGGAAGUGCGAUGGGCGGGGCGACACGUCCCCGGCUCACCAUUCCCCGUCAUGAUCUUCGAUACACAAGAAGAACUGCGCAGAUACAUGCAAGCUAACGCUGCAUAAUAUAUUACUCCUUUAUUAACCAA